Calypte anna (Anna's hummingbird) is the source of this 1143-nucleotide messenger RNA. RefSeq names its product sphingosine-1-phosphate receptor 3 (gene S1PR3). The coding region runs from base 1 to 1143 and encodes 380 amino acids. Gene Ontology annotation, biological process: G protein-coupled receptor signaling pathway. Gene Ontology annotation, cellular component: membrane. The transcript has a single exon. Lineage: Eukaryota; Metazoa; Chordata; Aves; Apodiformes; Trochilidae. Gene Ontology annotation, molecular function: sphingosine-1-phosphate receptor activity. The record is from RefSeq and is a predicted model, not a curated record.
AUGGCAGAAGUUACCAUGCAACCCGAUGCCGUUGACAGCCCUCAAGAAAAUGAAGAGAUGGACUCACUGAUCGUACUGCAUUAUAAUUACACAGGAAAGCUCAUUUUAAAGGAAAAGGCAACUGAUAAAGUAGACCCACCCACUAUCACAUUUCUGAUCCUAUGUAGUUUCAUAGUUCUGGAAAACUUGAUGGUGUUGAUUGCUAUAUGGAAAAACAAUAGAUUUCACAACCGCAUGUACUUCUUUAUUGCCAAUCUAGCCCUCUGUGAUCUUUUAGCUGGAAUUGUUUACAAAGUAAACAUUCUUAUGUCUGGCAAGAAAACCCUGAGAUUGUCCCCCACAGUCUGGUUCAUUAGAGAAGGUAGUAUGUUUGUUGCCCUGGGAGCCUCCACUUUGAGCUUAUUGGCUAUAGCUAUUGAGCGUCAUUUGACCAUGAUUAAAAUGAGGCCUUAUGAUGCAAACAAAAAAUAUCGAGUAUUCCUUCUCAUUGGUACAUGCUGGCUUAUUUCAAUUGCAUUGGGUGCCUUACCCAUUCUUGGCUGGAACUGCAUCAAUAACUUACCAGAUUGCUCAACAAUUUUGCCUCUGUACUCUAAGAAGUAUGUUGUGUUCUGUAUUAGCAUAUUCAUAGCUAUUUUGGUUGCCAUUGUCAUUCUUUAUGCCCGCAUCUACAUCCUGGUAAAGUCCAGCAGCCGUAAUGUCACUACCCACCAUACCUCAGAGCGUUCCAUGACACUCCUUAGGACCGUUGUGAUCGUUGUUAGUGUCUUCAUUGCCUGUUGGUCACCACUCUUCAUCCUGUUCCUCGUUGAUGUGGCCUGUAGAGUCAAGGAGUGCGCUAUUUUGUUCAAAGCCCACUGGUUUAUUGCUCUUGCUGUUAUCAAUUCUGCAAUGAACCCUAUCAUCUACACUCUGGCCAGUAGGGAGAUGCGUCGGGCUUUCUUUCGCCUUGUUUGUGGCUGCCUCAUUAAAUCCCAGGUGACCAGAGCUGUGCCCAUUCAGGCCAUACCAGAGUACAGUCGCAGUAAAUCCAGCAGCAGCAACACCCAGAAGCCAAAGGAAGAUUUCCCACCAAUGGAAGUUCCCGUAUGUAUCUCUGAGCCAAAUGAAUCUUCCUCACACAGUGGAAGCUUCUAUAAGUAG